Messenger RNA from Phyllopteryx taeniolatus (common seadragon), 3987 nucleotides. Its product is annotated as A disintegrin and metalloproteinase with thrombospondin motifs 15-like. The transcript is spliced from 8 exons. Gene Ontology annotation, molecular function: zinc ion binding; metalloendopeptidase activity. The coding region runs from base 308 to 3082 and encodes 924 amino acids. Lineage: Eukaryota; Metazoa; Chordata; Actinopteri; Syngnathiformes; Syngnathidae. The record is from RefSeq and is a predicted model, not a curated record. Gene Ontology annotation, biological process: proteolysis; extracellular matrix organization.
UGUCGCCAGAACCAGAACCAGAACCAGAACCGCGCCGGCUGUCCACUGGGACUCGAUCGCAGGCUGCGCAGCAACAGACGUUGCGUCCGAGGAGUGUCUCCUCCAACGGACGGCCCCCUCCGAAAGUCAGCUCGGGUUUCCCAAAAGGCAUAAAGUGCACGGAAGGCAGCGGCGGAGCGAGCACACAGGUGCGGGCCGGGAAUGGGUCAGGACCAGGAGGAGUUUGCACUCUCGUAAGCCUGCGCGGUGGAAUCUGCUCUCCCUGAGCUUUCGGUCGUCGCGUUCUAAGUUGAAUGCAAAUAGCGUCAUGUUUAGCAGAGCAACGUGUCUGCUCCACGUCGUGGUGUCGCUCUCCAAACUGGUUCGCUGCACGGAAAGCGAACUUUGCUUCCCGGUCAUAUUGGACACCCAACAGCAGCGUAACGACCACGACGCGGAGACUCUCAGAAUUCGCGCUUUCCACCAGGAACUCGACGUGGAUUUACGGCAAGACUCCAACUUCAUUGGGCCGUCCGCACCCUGGCUCUCCGGCACGGACCUGAGUCGUUGUUUCUACUCCGGCUAUGUGAACGGUGACCGCGACUCGUACGCGGCCUUGAGCCUGUGCAAGGGCGUGCAAGGUGCACUUGGCUACCGAGGCUGGGAGUAUUUCAUCAGCCCGGUGCACGAUGACACGUCGGGCGCGGGCGGCGCGCACGUCAUCCGGCGCAGAAACGGCGGCGACCUCCGGCCAAAUUCCCCUUCCAGGUGCGCGGUCGACAAUGACGUAAGCCUUCACCUCGCACACUUGUCGGGGAAGCGCAAGGGCAACGUGACCACGACCACGCUGAGGGCGAUGGGGAGACGCAAACGUUUUGCGUCGGUUCCCAGGUACGUGGAGACGCUGCUGGUGGCGGACCAGACGAUGGCCGAGUUCCACGGCGACGACCUUAAACAUUACCUCUUGACGCUCAUGGCGGUGGCGGCCCGGCUCUACAAGCACCCGAGUAUCCUCAACUCCAUCAACGUCGUGGUUGUGAAGAUCGUGGUUCUGUCCGAGGUGGACAAAGGACCCAAAGUGUCCGGGAACGCCGCCGUGACGCUUCGGAAUUUUUGCACUUGGCAAAAAAAGAUGAACAAGAACAGCGACAAGCAUGCAGAAUAUUGGGACACGGCGAUCCUCUUCACGAGACAGGACCUGUGUGGGGCUUCCACAUGCGACACCCUCGGAAUGGCCGAUGUUGGCACCAUGUGCGACCCCAAGAGGAGCUGCUCCGUGAUCGAAGACGACGGAUUACCCUCGGCCUUCACCACAGCUCACGAGCUCGGACACGUCUUCAACAUGCCGCACGACAACGUGAAGGCCUGCGAGGAUGUUUUUGGCAAACUGCAGGACAAUCACAUGAUGUCUCCCACUCUCAUUCAAAUUAAUCGCACCAGCCCGUGGUCGCCCUGCAGCGCUGCCAUCAUCACUGAGUUUCUGGACAAUGGACACGGGGAAUGUUUGCUGGACCAGCCCCAGAAACCAUUAAGCCUCCCUAACGCGCUUCCCGGAGUAUCCUACAUCCUUGAGCGUCAGUGUGAGCUGGCCUUCGGUGAGGGUUCCAAGCCCUGUCCCUUCAUGCAGCCGCCGUGCAUUCGCCUGUGGUGCACAGGCAAGUCCAACGGCCAGUUGGUGUGUAUGACUCGCCACUUCCCCUGGGCGGACGGCACCCACUGCGGAGAUGGCAAAGUUUGCGACAGAGGCAUUUGCUCUCCCAAAGAGGACCAAACUUUCAAAGUUGACGGUCGCUGGGGUAAGUGGGGUUUAUUUGGUCUGUGCUCCCGAACAUGUGGAGGAGGUGUCCAACUGGCCAAAAGGGAGUGCAACAACCCAUUUCCCUCAAACGGGGGGAAAUACUGCCAAGGGGUUCGGGUCAAAUACCGCUCCUGCAGCCUGAACCGCUGCCCUGAUGCAGGUAAGACUUACCGCAAAGAGCAGUGUGAAUCCAGUGGCCGCAGUUUCAGCAGUAACCAUAUCGCCCCCUCUGUGGUGUGGGUGCCCAAGUACUCUGGAGUAAGUGUUGAGGACAGAUGUAAACUCAUCUGCAGGGCGAACGGAACCGGUUACUUCUAUGUCAUGGCACCGAAGGUUGUGGAUGGAACCCCAUGCUCUCCAGACUCUACAGGAGUGUGCGUUCAAGGAAAAUGCAUCAAGGCUGGGUGUGAUGGAAAGAUUGGAUCAUCCAAGAAGUUUAACAAGUGUGGAGUCUGCGGCGGUGAUAACAAAAGCUGCAAGAAGGUCUCGGGACUCUUCACCAAGCCUAUGCAUGGCUACAACUUUGUGCUGAUGUUGCCAGUGGGUGCAACCAACAUAGACAUCCGCCAGCGCGGCUACCAAGGAAUGCUGGGUGACGACAAUUACUUGGCGGUAAAGAACAGCGAGGGUCAGUACCUUCUUAAUGGCGACUACGUGGUGUCAUCUGGCGAGAGAGACAUCAUCGUUAAGGGCAGUCUGCUGCGCUACAGCGGCACCACCGGCCUCUCUGAGACCCUCCAGUCUGUAAAUCCCUUGGGGGAGACACUCACUGUGGAAGUGCUGUGUGCUGGCAAUUUGACGCCCCCUCGCAUACGCUACUCCUUCUACCUGGCCCGUCAGAACAACAAAGAAGACAAGACUCUGAAGAAGGAGGACCGUGAAAAAUCCCACAACAGUGUUCUGGCUCAUGAUAGCGUCAAGGAGAAGGGUGCAGCAACCUUGAAGAAACCUUACAGCAAAGAGGAGCCCCUCGUUGAGAAAUGGACAUCCGCAAGCUGGGACGUGUGCUCGGUGAGCUGCGGGAACGGUUUCCAAAGGCGAAUGGUGCAAUGUUUGAGGACGGACGGCAAGCCGGGCUUGAAAUGCGAUCCUACCAAAAGACCGUCAGCCACCAGAGCCUGCGGAGACCCUUGUCCAGAGUGGAACACCGGACAGUGGUCUCCGUGUUCCACCACCUGCGGGAAAGGCUUUAAGAGACGACCGCUGCACUGCAAAGCCCAAACGGGACACUUGCUUCCCAGGGACCACUGCAGUGGCUUACGCAAACCACAGGAGCUGGACUUCUGUAAACUAAAGCCUUGCUAGGGACUUGAAAUCCUUUAUUAUGACUGAACUUAAUCCAACAGCACAUUUCCACACACUCUCUCCUGCAAUCACAAGACACUUGCAGAGAAGACCAAAAAAUGGAUGGCGCAAUAUAUUUUCCCCACCAUUUAAACUAAACCACCUGACAGAAGAACAACACUCUACGACAUUACUCUGAAGCUAAAUCAAAGGUUCCAUCACUUUAACUGUCAGCUAAGAGUUGACAUGUAUAUUAGUACGCAAUUUAUCUUACUGAUGAGUCUGGAAGGCAUUUUUAUGCCCUAUUUUUUAAAUGAUUGUUUUUAUGGUCUUGUUAAGAGAUUUUUUGUUUGUAGCCUGCCGGGUGCUUGAAAACAAUGCCAAAGGACCUUUUCCAUUCUCCAGAUUAAUCCUGCAAUCGAUUUGUAUCUCUAAAACAAAUCUUUCUUUUACAAUUUCAUAAGUCACAUUGGUUAAAUGACUACAUUUACCCUCUCCCGCAUCAUAAAAAGAAAGCCACAGACAAUACUAAAAUACAUGAUACAGUAGAAAUACAUUUUCUCAGAAUUUUCUGCCCAACUUAUUCAACAUCAAUCACUGCCGAAGAUGCGACACCGCUCUUUCUGUGCGCUCCUUAAACUCUAUUAUAUUCUUGUUAUGAACUAAAAGGGCCCACAAUGUCCAAUACAACAUCCCGCCCCAGGAUGGAUCCUUUUAUAGUCAGACUUCUAUUUCUGUUUUUGAUUUUAUCGACUUUUGCACUUUGUACAGCAAAAGACUCAGAUGACUUAUACGGGCUGUACUGUAUACUAUGUAUACAUUUAUUCAGCUCUGUGCAAAAUUCCAUGUAAAUACUUUUAAAACAUGUUUUUUACACACAACUGAAAUGUCUGAAUAUAUUUAUUCCAAAUAAAGCCUUGAAUGCA